AUUUCGCUCCCCUUAUAAAUACCCCCUCCCCUUUCCCACACGCUUAGCACUUGUAUUCAUUCAUUCCUCUUCCUCUGUUUCCUUUCUCACUCAACCAACUCAAAAAAUCUCUAACUCAGAACCCAAAAUUGAAAAUUUCCGGUGAAAUGGAUUGGUUUCGCGGCGAGAAAUUGGGGCACGGGAGUUUCGCGCAGGUGAAUUUAGCGAUUCCGAGAAGCCAGAGCUCGUUUCCUCAGCCGUUAAUGGCGGUGAAGUCGUGCGGCGUUUAUCUCUCCUCGUCGCUCGUCAACGAGAAAUUCAUACUGGAGGAGCUCAAGGAUUGCCCGGAGAUCAUCCGUUGCUAUGGAGACAGCUAUUCGUGCGAGAACGGCGAGAAAUUGUACAAUGUGCUGCUGGAGUACGCCUCCGGCGGCUCUCUCGCCGAUAAGCUCAAAUUCUCCGGCGAUCGGACGCUGCCGGAGCCUCAAGUCCGGCGAUACACCAAGGCUCUGCUGAGAGGGCUGCACUACAUCCACAAGUUCGGGUACGUCCACUGCGAUGUGAAGCUGCAGAACAUUCUGCUGAGCUCUGACGGCAGCGUGAAGAUCGCCGAUUUCGGUCUCGCGAAGCGCGCCGGCGGCGCCGCUGCGGGCGGCGAGCUGCGGGGAACGCCUAUGUACAUGUCGCCGGAGAUGGUCGCCGGCAGCGAGCAGGGGGCUCCGGCGGAUGUCUGGGCGCUCGGGUGCGUGGUCGCGGAGAUGGCGUCGGGAUCUCCAGCGUGGAGCUGCUCCGACGUGGCGGCGCUGCUGAUGAGGAUCGGCGUCGGCGACGAGGUGCCGGAGAUCCCCGGGGCUUUAUCGGCUGAGGGGAGAGAUUUUCUCGAGAAAUGUUUCGUGAAGGAUCCUCGAGCGAGAUGGACGGCUGAGAUGCUUUUAAAUCAUCCUUUCGUUUGCGGUGAGGAAGAAAUCGACGGCUGUGAUGCGUUGAAAGACACGGCCUCGGCUUCUCCUAGAUGCCCCUUUGAUUUCCAGAACUGGUUGAGUUCAAUUACGUCUUUGCCCUCGCUUUCGGAGUCGUGGUCGUCGGAGUCGGGGUGGUCCGUUUCGACGGCGGAGGAGCGCCUCCGGGGUUUGGUCAAUGUCGCCGAGAAUAGUCCUAAUUGGUCUGUCACCGAUGAUUGGGUCACAAUCAGGUGACGGAGACAAUAUUGAUCACGGUCACAGGAGUCGGCAUCACAUUUUCUUGUGCUGGACACUGAUUUUUUGAUCGACUUUUUUCUUUUCUAAUUCUUUUUUUAUUUUAUUUUUAGGGUAGUGAAACUGAAAACCGGCCAUCUAUUUUUCGGUUUUAUUUAAUUUAAUUUGUAAAUAGUAGAAGUAGAAAUAGAAAUAGAUGGAGUACAAGAUUAAGAAGGCUUGCAAUUGGAAACUCAUAUUUCGAGCCGAAAAGUGUACAGUAACAGAAGUGAUGCUUUUAGUGCCAAUUAUUUCAUUUGGUUCUGACUAAUACUAGUAUUUGAAUGUCUUUUAUA
Messenger RNA from Salvia miltiorrhiza (redroot sage), 1510 nucleotides. Its product is annotated as mitogen-activated protein kinase kinase kinase 20-like. NCBI's taxonomy places the organism in Eukaryota, Viridiplantae, Streptophyta, Magnoliopsida, Lamiales, Lamiaceae. The record is from RefSeq and is a predicted model, not a curated record. The transcript has a single exon. Gene Ontology annotation, biological process: protein phosphorylation. Gene Ontology annotation, molecular function: protein kinase activity; ATP binding. Bases 147 to 1175 code for a protein of 342 amino acids.